Messenger RNA from Zophobas morio, 1305 nucleotides. Its product is annotated as alpha-tocopherol transfer protein-like. Lineage: Eukaryota; Metazoa; Arthropoda; Insecta; Coleoptera; Tenebrionidae. The record is from RefSeq and is a predicted model, not a curated record. The coding region runs from base 105 to 998 and encodes 297 amino acids. Gene Ontology annotation, cellular component: membrane. The transcript has 5 exons. Gene Ontology annotation, molecular function: phosphatidylinositol bisphosphate binding.
GAACCAUAAACAAUUAUUGCUAUUUUAGUAACACGCUACGUAUCAGAAAAAUAGUGUCGAAGAAAACACAAUCGUAUUUUAUCACAGAGAGCACCAGUAUAAAAAUGACCUCUGCAUUAAUCGACGUUAAAAUUUUAUAUGAUAAAGACAAAUGUUUAAAAAAAGAAGAUGUUGACAAUUUGUUAGAAUGGGCUAGUAAACAACAACAUCUUCCUAAAAUAAAUGAAUUGCAAGCAAUUCUUUUCCUUCACAGCUGCUACUACCGACAAGAAUUUACCAAAACUACAGUUGACACUUUUUUUACUUUUAAAACACUAUGCCCUGAUAUGUUCACAAACAGGGAUGCUUCAUCAAAUUCGAUGCAAAUAAUUAUGGGACUUAGCUUCGUUACUGUAUUAUCAAAAAAGACGCCAGAAGGCUACAGCAUUAUCUUUAUAAAAUUUGUAAACAGCAACUCCGAUAACUUUAAUCUUUUGGAUCAACUCCGAUACGUCAACAUGGUUUGCAUGUUACAUUUGUACCAGGAAGGACCGUCAAAUGGUUAUCUAAUUUUAGUUGAUUUAAAGGAAAUGACUUUUGGUCACGUUUUGAAACUAAGACCGCUCUUAGCGAAACAUUUCUUUUAUUAUUUACAAGAGGCAAUGCCUGUUAGAUUAAAGGGAAUACAUUUUUUCAAUCCCGUACCAUUCAUGGACAAAAUUUUGGCUCUAAUAAAGCCAUUUUUGAAAAAAGAAAUAUUGGAUGCUUUACAUGUUCACGAGACAUUUAAUGAUUUAACAAAGUUUGCACCACAAGAAUGUCUGCCUGUAGAUUAUGGUGGAUCAGAAGAAACUAUAGCACAUCUGCAUGAAAAAAUAAGAAACAGAUUAACUGAAAAUAUUGCUGUUUUUGACUGGGAAGAGACAUUAACGGUUAACGAAAGCAAAAGGAUGAAAGAAUCAAAAAUAAACGAUUUCUUUGGAAUUGAUGGCAGUUUUAAAAAAUUAGAAAUUGAUUAAUAAUUAAUAACAAUUAAAAAGAUUUUUCUUGGUUUCUACGGUUCUCAUUGUUUAUUAAAGAUGAUGUCACCACUUUUUACUAGAAGUUUUUCAUAUUAAAAAAUAAACAAUUACUUAGGUAAAUAACAAAAAUUGCAUCAUGUUAUGAACACAGAAGAUGUCAUCAAUUCUCCGGAAGGUAAACGUAUUUUAUUUCCUAGAAGUAUUUUAUAAUCUCUAAUGUAAUCUAUAGGUCUGUUAACAAUAUGUGUAAGAAUUUCAUUGUGUAGUUUUCAAAAUAAAUAAACUAACAAGUUUGUUAUCAAAA